AUGAUCAGUAGCAGUGGUGUUCAUACGAGCGAAAUUGCAGCGCCGCCGCGGAGGGCGGAGGACGACGUCGAACAGAUGGCAGACGUCAGAACCACGGGCACUAGUACUAUGGAACCGGUGGAAGAUGAUCAUCGGAAUCUUACGAAGAUUGACGUUCGGAAACUUGACGCGAACGAUCGGACGCAGUUCGUCGAUCGCUGCUUUGGGGUUGCCCAUGAAGGCAAUGAAACAUUCUUGAAGAAGCUGAGGACACGUUUUGAUCGGGUUGGGGUCCAACUCCCCACGGUGGAAGUAAGAUUUGAGGAACUAGCGGUGGAAGCAAAUUGUUUUGUGGGUAGCCGAGCUCUUCCCACACUACUAAACACCACUCGCAAUGUAUUAGAGUCAGCUCUUGGCUUGCUCGGAUUAAGAUUUGCUAAGAGGUCAAAGCUCACCAUUCUCAACAAUGUAUCCGGCAUUAUAAAACCAUCAAGGUUGACACUUCUGCUGGGUCCUCCCUCGUCUGGGAAGACAACCCUUUUGCAAGCAUUGGCUGGAAAGUUGGACCCAAGUUUAAAGGUCAGUUCAUGGCUCUGUAAUUUUCUAGUACUCAAUCCACGAGAGAAGCCAUCCGCUGGUGUGCUUCUUGUUUCGUUUGGUGUUUUUCAAUGGGGCAUCUUUGGGUGUUUUUCUGUUCUAUUGAUUCUAUUGUGA
Molecule: messenger RNA, 693 nt
Organism: Malania oleifera
Lineage: Eukaryota; Viridiplantae; Streptophyta; Magnoliopsida; Santalales; Ximeniaceae
Product: ABC transporter G family member 42-like
Exons: 3
Coding region: 1-693 (230 amino acids)
Source: RefSeq, a predicted model, not a curated record